Messenger RNA from Leptopilina boulardi, 13238 nucleotides. RefSeq lists its product as uncharacterized. The transcript has 19 exons. NCBI's taxonomy places the organism in Eukaryota, Metazoa, Arthropoda, Insecta, Hymenoptera, Figitidae. Bases 1492 to 6066 code for a protein of 1524 amino acids. Gene Ontology annotation, biological process: regulation of transcription by RNA polymerase II; negative regulation of DNA-templated transcription. Gene Ontology annotation, molecular function: transcription corepressor activity. Gene Ontology annotation, cellular component: transcription regulator complex; histone deacetylase complex. The record is from RefSeq and is a predicted model, not a curated record.
AACUCUCUCGCUCAUCGCAGUCGGCGAUGCCACGCUGUGGCCCCCCUAAGCCGAGCUUUCCUCUUCAUUCCGCUGUAAGCCCGCACUCUGGCACAUCCACCAGCCACCAGGAACCGCAGCCACCUGCAUCAUCAUCAUCACCACCACCAUCAUCAUCAUAAUAAUCACCAAAAAAAAAGCUCUUUCUUAAACUUGUGUUCAUCAUAACAAAAAAAAACUAGUGCGCAAUGAAAUCGUCUUUAAACAAGAAACAGUGUUGUUGUAUUGUCGGCCCAAACAGGAACUGAAAGUAUGCGCGGCCCUCGCGUGACGGGAAGUCAUCCUGUCGCGUGCCGCGACCCAAGGCGGAAGUGCGACUAACAGGUUGUUGAUUCGGAAGUCCCAGUGCUUCAUUAUAUAUAUAUAUAUACAUACAUACAUAUAUACAACCCAUCUUUCUUCAUUCCGAUUCAGUGUUUAUAGUAAAUGUAAAUACAACCUAUGGUGCUUUGCCUAUUAGUCAUUUAACAAAAAAUCAACUGGAAUUGUGUAUUCAAUUUAUCAUCACUGAAGAACAUUUGAAUUGCGCCUAAUCAUCAAUUUGAAGAAUAUUUCAAUACUCUAUAUUCAAGAUGAAUUGUUAAUCAUCAAAAAAAGAAGAAGCAAUGAUAUAAUUACAAAAUUCAAAUCCUAACUUUAAUGUUAGGAGUAAUUAAUUAGUGUCUAAAAAUGAUCUCUAUGUGAUGAUUGUUCCAAAAAGAGGUGGAUUUCGGUCGGUUUUAUGAUAAAAUGAACAAAACAACUGGAGAGUGCGGUAUCGGUAUUAUCGCGUAGACUUUUCUUUUUUUUUUUUUUUGUGUGUGUGUGUGUGUGUAAGUGGUGUUUUAUCGUUUUUUGUUUUGUUAGUUUAUUUUAUUUUUUUUUGCGUUUUUAUUUUCUUCGAAACGAAUCUAGUCAUGUCAAAAAAGAGACUGUUGGCGUUUAAAAUGCGUCGGAUGUUUCGCGACGGCAAUAAUUCAAUACCAAAAAUUCAGGUUUACGUGUAGUGUAUAUAUAUAUAUAUAUAUAUGAGAUGAUUCUCAUUAUUAUUAUAAUGAAAAGUGAAGCUAUUGCUAGUCAAAAAGGGUGAAGUAACCAAAAAAAAAACGGACUAGUUAUAGAAACGGGAGAAUACUACAAGUGUCUCAAGAGUCGACAUAUCCAUGUUUACGUAUAUGUAUAGGGUGCAGUGUUCACUGACGUGAGUGUGAAAUUGUUGUUGAUAUAGUAAUAUCUAUAUAUAUAUAUAUAUAUAUAUAUAUAUAUAUAUAUAGUUGGCGUGUUCUUUCGCGCAGUGUCGUGCUAUACCACUGGAAAACAUUAGUGUCCCACAGGAAAAUGAAGAGAUCCUCUUUCUUCUUCAUCUCAAGAGCGACAGCGGGCUAGUGGUCGCGGAUCCAAGUCGAGUGAACAGCAUGACAGCCAUUAACUCGGUAUGCAGUGAUCUUCGGUGUUUCAUUAUUGCGAUAGAAAAUGCUGUCGGGUCCGGUUGGGGAAGUGGGCGGCGUGAGGCUGCCAUUACAGUCAUUGCAUGGAUAUGGAUCAGUUUUCAUGUAUUCAGCCUCAACCAGCCCUGGGGGUGGAAAUGGCCAGGGGAAUGGAGGCGGAGGUGAAGUCACCCUCCGUCUCCGUGAACCUGAGGACAUUCCAGAAGAGGUCCUCGCUCGUCUCGAGGAUACAGCAACCUUAUCCAUUUCCCUUCAAGGCGAUGCUGUCCUUAGGCUAGGGGCGGCUAAUGGAGGAAACGGAAAUUUAGAAUUAUUCGAUAGUGAGAGUGGACCGGAUCUUACACUCUCGCCUCAAACAUUCACAUCAACGGCGGAGGCCUUUAUCAAUGACAAUAGCGACAGUCUUGGUGUGCCGGGUGACAACGAUACUGGGAGUAGUGAAGAAUCAAGAACGGGAGCAGGAGAUCCCGGAAAAUUAGGUGUUAAAAAACCAAGGCCAAAAGCAUCUUCGCCUAAUCGGCAAGGUCCACAACAAUGUCAAGUAUGUGGCAAAGUGUUCAACAACGCAUCGGCGCUCACGAAGCACAAGCUGACGCACAGUGACGAGCGGAAAUACGUCUGCACGAUGUGUGGUAAAGCGUUCAAGCGGCAGGACCACUUGAACGGACACAUGCUGACACAUCGAAAUAAAAAACCUUACGAGUGCAAAGCAGAAGGCUGUGGAAAGUCAUAUUGUGAUGCAAGAAGUUUGAGAAGGCAUACGGAAAAUCAUCACGCCGGAAGUAAAGUUAAUGAGAGUAUUAGUCCAAGUAGUCCAACAACUGGACCACAUACGCCAAAUACACCAAAUAGUAAUCCAAGUACUCCCAGUACACCAGGUGCGCCUAGCAAUCAAAAUGGCCACGGACACACUGCACUUAAGCAACUACUUUCCUCGGAGCCUACACAAUCACAAACGCACAAGAGUGCAACAGCUCCUGGUGCUAAUAACGAUGGCCUCACAAAACAACAACUUGAGCUUAUUCAACAAAUUAUGCAACAAACUCAACAACAGCAACAACAAGCUCAACAACAUUCGCCAAGUCAACAGCAUAAUUCAACUUCUUCAAAUGGUAAUGGGGCAAAUCAAAAAAACAAUAAAUCAUCUGUUAAAUCGAAUAAUUCACCUGGAACGAUAUCUUCAUCUGGAAGUGGAAGUCCUAAACCCAAGGUAUGGAAUCAUCAGCAACAACAGCAGCAAGCGCAACAGCAAGUUCAGCAACAACAGCAGGCGAAUUCUCCCGGAAGCGGAAAUGGAGGGAAAGGAAGCCCGUCAUCUGGGAAUUCAUCGUCUCCCGGUACAGUGUCAGCAUCAAACAAGUCCCAGACUGAACCAAAACCGGUUGAGUGCAAUUUGUGUCAUCGAAAAUUCAAAAAUAUACCGGCUCUAAACGGUCACAUGAGACUACAUGGUGGCUACUUCAAAAAGGAUUCCGAGAAUAAGAAAAGUGAGAAGAAAGAAGUUGUGGGACCACCACUUCAAACAGCGUCCGUCAGUGUACGAGCAUUGAUAGAGGAGAAAAUUAUUCAAAAACGAACAACAGCAUCAGAUGCGAAUGCAGCUCAAACGAGGUCAAAUGCCGCAGCAUUUAAUAAUCAAGAUAAUUCAACGUCACAUGUGGGAAAAACAAAUUUUGCUGUACCUGCUCCACCACCACUUGCAAGUGGUGAAAAAACACGACGACUAUCCGAUGGUGAUCAUUUUCGUCAACCUAAUGUUACAAUUACUGGACAUGUUUCGGUACAAAAACAACUUCAAGAAGCACAAACACAAGCUCAAGCACAAGCACUUGCUGAUUUAAUUCUAAAGGGAACGACAAAAAUGGCAGUAAAAAGAGCAACGUCCGAUCCCGGUCAAAGAGUUCAGCUAACUUAUCAAUCGCCAGUUCAAGCAACAAAUAAUCAAUCAACAAAUCAAAAUCAAACACAAAUUCAACAGGGAGUUACGGAUAAUUUUGCAAUGACCGGUGGUUAUUCAGAAGAUGGUGGUUACUUUAGUCCAAGUUUACAAGACGAGGUAUUCCAACAAGUUACAGCCGUUCCCGACAGUGUAUUACUACAUGCAACACAACUGGACUCAAUUCAGUUCCAAACAAGCGGCCUACUUCAGGAACAAGCUUCAAGUGAACAAUUACAGGAUAUUGCACUUGAAGAUCGUUUUACAUCACAGCAUACAGUGAAUCCAGAUCUUCAGGCAUUAGUAAAUUCUCCACUUCCUGAUUCACUUGCUGAAUUUAGUACUUAUGGAGCACAAUUCACUGAAAGUCCUCAUACAUUAGCGACACAAUCUCCAUUACCAUCACCUUUAACAAGACACGAUAGUCCUAGUUUUACUUAUCCAACACCACCUGCAAGUCAGGAGGGUCUUUUAUCAGGAACAUUACCACUUUUAAGUCCACAAGAAGAUCCAGAAGCUGUACGUCCUGUAUCAUCACCUCUUUCAGCUGCUUUUUACACUACAACAAUGUCUUCCGCCGAAGCAGUUGAGGAAGCACUCAGUGAAGUUCUUCCCGGUGAAUCGGAAGCUGAUGCCAAUCUUUAUGGUUCAGGUUCACCAAAUCCACAUUCACCACUACCAAGUCCUCCACCUUCAUCAGUCUCCUCACCAGGACCUGGAAAUUUUACUUCCAAUUUUCCCGUAUCGCCACAUCAUUUACAAAAUCAAAUGAUGCCCAAUUCUGAGGAUCCACUAUUAUCAUCAAGCCCAAAAGAUUUCACCGGUCGUAGGAAAGUUGAAUUUCAAUCCUAUAAACUUAUAACAAGUCAAAAUCUCAUGGAUUUUGGAUUGGGAAAUGGAAGUCUCGCUGGUAUUGUCGUUGACAAUAAUGGUGAAUUUAAACUCAUUCAAACGGCUGGUUUACAAAAAGCAAAUGUAUUCGUUCAAGCUGGUGCUUUAAGUCCAGCUUUAACAUUUAGAAAAGAAAUUAGACCCGCAAAUCAAAAAAUUGAACAAAAUUCAAUGAACAUUGGUAAUACGGGAUUAAGUAAUCAAUUUCAAGGACAAAUACUUCAGCAGGCAAUAAAUCCAGCUAAAUUUUUGAUUCAUUCAAAUCAAAAAAGUUUGAAGCAUAAACCUUCUAAUUUACCAAUUCCAGUUGAACAGAUUAAAGAAGAAUUUGAUGAAGAUGUAUUUCUUAGUCCAAGUAGUGUUUCGACUGAAAGUCCAGCGAGACAUUGUAGAAAGAGGCCAAGACUUGAUAGUCAAGGAUUGAAUAGUUCGCAUUCCUAUCCAUCGCGUUUGCGUAGAGCCUGUGAUCGUCAUUGGGAUAGUAGCUAUACACCGCCACCAAUUUUAAAUCCCUCAAGAUCUGGACCAGGAUUGUACGCAAGACUACAUCAAUAUGAGAGGGAUUCGGAUUUUAGUUCUGAUGAUUCUCAAGGAAAUGAUGGUCCACCGCCUAGAAUUAAUAUUGGAACACGAUAUCAAGCAACAAUUCCAGCUGUGGGUUGUGAGGGCGAUAAAGGAAGAGGCGUUCCAGAAGCUGAUCAUCUACUAUGGGAUCCUGGCAUAAAUAGUAUACUCACUGAAAAUGAAUUGGAGAUGUAUCUUCAGUUCGCUUGUUGCGCAGCUGUACCGGGCGGCGGGAGAAACAAGGAAUAUGCCCUCCAUCUUCUACACAUGUGCAGAGGAAAUAUUCGCGAGGCGAUGCUAAAGCUGAUGAGACCAACAUCAUCAUUACCAGCCGAACAUCCUCUACUUAGUUACGUGUGUCACGAAUCUGAUCGUUGGACACCCCAUGAAAUGGAUAUGUUUUAUCAAGGCCUGUUAAAGUACAACAAGGACUUCUUCGGAAUUUCACGCGAUAUUGGAAGUAAGUCCGCGAAACAAUGCGUGCAAUUCUACUACCUCUGGAAAAGACUCUGUCCCGAAGAAUACAAAAGGCUUAGGGCACGUCAUGGUAAACCAAAGAUCAAAAUCGAAAUCAAAGAUAAAGACUUUAAAGACACGAAGGAGCUUCGCGAUGCCAUUGCAUCAGUCACAGAAAUGGACUUUAGUGAAGAAAAAUCCAUUCUUCAUCGAACCUUGUUACAGACAAACGAAAGGGAAAGUUCAGCGACCCUAACAACAAGUGAUGGUGAAUUAAGGUUAUUCGCCUACGAUUGUCCCGAGAGCUUUAGCGGAAGUGUAACAGUAAUGAUGCAGGCCGGAAGCACCCAAACCGCCAAAGUCGGCAAAACUUGCCACGCCACAGUCAACACCAACUCACAAACUCACACUAGUUCUGAGCAACAUCUACCCGUGCCCACCCCACUUCACUACCCCUGCAAGAUUUGCGGGAAAGUUUUCAACAAGGUGAAAAGCAGAAGUGCCCACAUGAAGUCACAUCGGCCGCUGCCCUGUCCCGAUUCAACGGUUCAGGAAUCUAAAAGGCCAACUUCAAAUCAUCAUAAUACUCAAAAUUCUCAAAAUGUGCAGGGCUUGCAGCAGCAGCAGCAUCAGCAGAAUUUGCAUCAGCAAACCCAGGGCAAUUCCCUACCUCAAAACUUCAAUGGCUGCGAAAGCAGUAUUCAAAACUCGACUCAAUUAUGGCACAAUCCCACGAGACUCAGGCCUCCAUAGUCCAAGACUUUAGGCCCAAUGGAACUUAUGUUACCUUUAAAGCAGGCUGUUAUGAUAAGGUAGAAACGACGAGGAUUUUUUUGUAAAUCGCCACCGUGUUUCUACUUUACGCCCCUCACCCCAAAACGGGACAUAAACCUUCCACAAAAAAAAAAACUUGUGCCAAUCAAAAAAAAAAAAACUCAUUCACGAAAGACACAUAGAUAAAAAGAAAAACUAAAAAACUAAUAAUUUCAUAAGUAUUUAAGAAAAAUCUUUAAAAGUAGAAAAAAAAGGGAGAGCGCAAAAUUCGAAGAGAUUCCUGUUUGGCGCGUAAACAGGGUAUGGCGUUCUGGUCAUUUUGAAAAUUAUUUUAAAAAAAUGAAACAGGCGACUUUGAGGUCACCUUGAAGGCACAUCGAGUUUCAAAUGGCCUAAGGAACAAGAUCAAACAAAAAAAAAAAAGAAAAAGAAGCGCGACGAGUCUAGCAUGUUUCAAUUGUUCCGCAUGAUUGUUGAAAAUCGCGCGCAUAUUGUCUUUAAGUCCUCUAUAGCAUGUGAGAUCAUCUCAGAAUGUGCCACAAAGAUAAUUACUCUGUUACCUGUUACGUCUUUAUCGUUCUUUCGACUUUUAUUCAUUCUUUAUACACUUUCAUAAUAUAUUUUUCUUUCAAACUUUUAGCGAGAAUACUAAAUAUAUUAAUAUUAUUCGAUUUCUAUCUUUGAAACCAAAUUUGGAUUAGAAUAAAUUUUAAAAAAACACGAGAUAAUUCAAGAAUUUCAAUAUCCAAUUUUUAAUUUACAAUUCCGAAAUUAUAUUGAAAUUAAUUGAAUGCAGUUUUUUUUUUUAAUGGAUAGUUACCCCACGCGUUCGCUAGGUGGCUCUGGUUUAGUUACGGCCCUCACUGUUUACGUUAGACAUAUUUAUUAUAGCUCAGAAUUUCACUCAAGAAAACUUGUUUAAAAUUCGGUGGAAAAUUUCAGCUUCGACCUGAAAAAAAAUUUUCCACAAAAUUAAAAACACUGAUAAAAAAAGGACAUUGAAAGGAAAAAAAAAAUUUCAUCUACAUCUCCGAAUAUAAUGCUAAAGUUAUCAAAGUUUACGUCAACGAAAUAAGAAACAAAUUAAAUUCUAUCAUUAACGUCUUCCCCUCCUCGGUUGGAGUUAAAAAAAAAUUUUUUUUUAAAUCUAUUAGAAAAAUAAAAUUCUUUUUCUUAUUUACGUCAACAUUGCUAACUUUAGCUUUUUUUUUGGUAUUUUUGGAUAUAAAUCGAAUAUAUAUAUAUAUAUAAUAAAUCGCUAAUAGCUUUGAUACUUGUUGCACGUUUUAUGUGAAAAAAUACGUUAUUUAGAUAUCUAGACUAUAUAUAUAAAACAUAUAUAGUUAGAAAACGCGGCAAAUUUGUUGUGAUCGUCCUAAGAUAAUUUUUUUUUUUUUUAAAAACCUCUUUAACAUCUGAGGAUAUUUCACGAAUAUUAAACAAAACAAAAAAAAAAAAAAAAAACUUUGUAUAUGUGCAUAGAUAAAUGGAUGUAUUUUAAAAAUUAUGUAUAUCUUUAGGCGAUGAUUUUUCUAAGAAACAAAUACGCAAGAAAUAAAAAAAAGAGAAAAAUAAAUUCGUUGUUCAAGUUUCACGGACGAAUCAAAACGAUGAUGCGAGCUAGAUAAUUAUCUCAAUAUUAUAUUAAAGAAAAUACACACAAAAAAAUGAAAAAAAAACAAAAAAAAAAAAUACUCGGUUUUAAGGAGAACUUAUUCAAAAAUCACUACGUGUACAUAAUACGUGUACAUGCCUGUACAUAUGAAUGUCUAUACGUACAACUAAAAAAAAAAAAAAGUGGAUUUUAAAUGCUAAUUAGAUAGAAAUAUAGAUUUGUUGUAGAAUGGAUCUAUAUAAAUAUAUAUAUACAUUUAUUAUAUAUUAAUAGGUAUAUAUACACAUUGCUUGGUUUUUUCUACCUUACUAGGAGUCUACGUGGUGAGACUCUUGCAAAAACAAUAAUAAUAAUAAUAAUAAUAAUAAUAAUAAUAAUAAUAAAAAUAAAUCCACUCUUCUCUAUAUAUAUUUAUAUAAUAUUUAAUUCGUCUUCUAACUUUUGUAAUUUAAAAAAAAAAAUUUCUAAAUCUAAACAUUUUUUGCAAUCCUUUUAUAAUUUGUUUAUAAGGUUAUAGAAUUUUUUGUCCAUUAAAAAUUAUUCCUGUAUUUCAUAAAAUAAUUCAUUUUUCUUAUAAUAUACUCUAAAUCACUGAAUUUAAAUGUGAUUGCAAUAUAUUUAGGGGAAAAAAAAGUUUUGGGAGUUGACGAAAUAAAUAAUUACAGGAAUUUGUAUAGGUUAUGUAGAAUCUUUUUAUAUAAAAUUCUAUUUAUUUUAGUGUUUAAAUUAAUUUCUAAGUAUUUAAAUCGAAUUUAUUAUUAAUUUAGGUUUAAUUAAUUCACUUAAUAUUAAACAAUUUUAAACAUUUUAAUUCCUUUUUUUUUUUUAAUUAAACAAUUUUUAUUUUAAAUACAUUAAAAUUUUACUUCAUUUAAAUUCUUUUCUUCAAAUUAUAUUUAUGUAAUAAUUAUUAUUUUUUAUAAUUAUCAAAAUUGUUUAUUUAGAUAAAUUUUUUAAUAUUUAAUUACUUUAAUGAUAGGAAAUUAUUGGAGACUUCUUUGAAAAAUUAAGGUCCUGUCUACAAUAUAGGCUUUUUUAUGUCAUAUAACAUAAAAAAAGUCUAUUGUGAACACAGCUUAAUUUAAUAUGAACUUUAUCAUAUAUCUGUCCUUCUCCCUCUCAUUAUAGUUUGAGAAACUCGAACCAGGGUUCGGAAGGUAAAAAACUUAAUCCCCCACUGUUCAGGCCGAAUAUACAAUUCCAAAAAAACCAACACCGUUUCUGCAAUUUAAUAAAUUACACAAUCGACAAUUCCCAAUACUUUUUUUUUUACAACAAAUACUGUUUAUAUAUUUUUUCAUUGAAAAUUUCAUAUGACAAUAUUCCUCUAUUUUCAAAUUAGCUGAAGAUAUCAAUAUUUUUAUAAGAGUCUUUUGCAUACUAGAAAUGAUAAAAAUUUUUAUAACCUUAAAACAUACAAAAAAAAAAUAAAUAAAAUAAAGGUUGUGAUAAAAUCCUAUAUUAUUAUUAUAAUUAUUUUAAAUUAUUUAUUUUAAGAUUUGAUUUUGUAAUUUAAAAUAUUAUAACUAGUUAAUAAUUUUUAAAUCUGCGGCUCAAUAAUAAGAGUGUAAAUUGAUAUCAAAAAAAAAAAGUUUUCUUAAUAUAUUUAUUAAAGAAAACUCUAAAUUGUUAUUCAAGAGAUUUACCAAUCGUAGACACUGCGUAAUUUUACCAUGAAGAUAUUGUUAUUCAUUGUUACUGCUCUCCUUUUUAUCGACUUUUGCCAUAUUGAAAUAAAUCACGCUAUAUACAUUUUAACUUUCUAACUUUUUCUCUAAAAAAAAAAAAAUAAUAUAUAUAUAAAUAUAUAUAUAUAUAUAAGCGACGAGUGAAAAAAUGACGCUCAAAGUUAAAUCUUUUUAUUAUACAUAGGUGACAUUUUUUUUUUAAAUUAUCAUUUUUGUAUAACAAUCCGAAGGAUAUGUCGAACGUCGAUGAUUUCUGCGAAUGAGCUUUUUAAGUUUUUAUGAUUAUACCAAAAAAAAAAUAAUUUUUUUCUCCUAUUUCUAUACUAGUCUUGUAUUUCCUCUUUUAUCGAUACAUAUAUGUAUAUAAUAGAGCAAAAUCUAAAUUUGAAAAAUAAAAUCAAAAUGUCCGGCCACAAAUUUUAAAUUAAUUUUUUUUUUUUUUUCUUUCAAAAAACGGGUCUCUCUCAAAUUGACACUAGAAGUGAAAUUAAUGUCUCAAAAAUAAUUUCCGCCUAAAAUAAAAGAAUUUAUUUCACUUCUUAGAUGGGGGAAGAAUUUUUUUUUUUUUUCUAAGAGCUGACGUGAGAAACGAUUCAACAGUCUCCAGCGCUAAAAAAAAAUCUUAUAUAUAGUGUUCUGUAAUAAAAAAAAAAAAUAAUAUAAGAAUCUGCGAAAUGUUUCGAGUUUUUAUAAUUACUAUUAAUUUGUUUCUAGAGAUUAAUAAAAAAUAAAAAAAAAAAAAAAAAAAAAACUUGUUAUAUACUAAUUCCGUGAGAUAAGGCUCUCGGAGAUAGGAAUGCAACAAAAUUAGCAGACAUAUCAUUUAAGACAAUACACUUGUUACGGAAACUAAGUUUCUACUGAAUAUAAUUAUUAUCAAUAUAACUCUAAUUCUUAAAAAAAAAUAAACUCUUAACAAUAUUGUAGAUAAGUAAAAAAAAAAAAUCGGCUCCCAUCGAAUCCAGAAGUGCUUGAAAUUCAAUCGCUCCUUGCCAAUGACUGAACAAUUCUUGUCGAUUCUUUCAUUUAUUUAUUUAUUUUAUUUUUUUUUUCAUCGACAAGAUAUGACACACAGGCGGGGAGCACUUCCGGUGCUCUCAAUUUAAAAAAAAAAAAAAAAAAAAAAAAUGCAUUCUGGGUUGUGCGAGCGAUUGCAUGCGCUGGAGGCUGUCGCUUAUAGAAAUGUGGAGAUGAAAAAAAAAAAAAAAAAAAAUCUUGUGAAAGAUAUAUUAAAACGAAGCAAUGAAACCGUAACGAAGACACGCAUGAAUUGUACAAACAAGUCCCUCCACGUCACAAAAAAAAAACAAAAAAAAUUAAUGAUAUAUAUAUACAUAUAAAUAUAUAUAUGGAGAAUAUAUAUAUAUAUUAUAUAUUUAAACAAAAAAAAAAUGGUAAAUAUGUGAUGUAUUUAAAUGGUAUGUGGUUUAUAUGGUAUUUCGUAUUUGUACAUAGGCGGACCCGUGCCAUCAACUAGUGAGUUGUACCGAUAAUUUUAUUCUAUAAUUUUAUUAUUAUAAAAUUAUUUUACAAAUAAAAUGUUUUUACAUCAAGUUAUUAAAGUUUGUUGCAAUAUACACUGCAAAAAAAAAAAUUUUGUCCAUUUUAAAACUGUUUUAAAUGAUUUUUUUCUAAACAGCGGGAAAAAAGUAAUUAUUUUUGACCCGAGGGACAAAAUAACUGUUCCUUUCAAUUCUAGAAUGUUAGUCUCACAAAGAGAGUUACUUAAAUUCUUAUCGAAUAGCAGCAGUCAUAUCUUUUUGUCACUGUUAUUAUUAUUAUUAUUAUUAUUAUUAUUAUUAUUAUUAUUAUUAUUAUUAUUAUUAUUAUUAUUAUUAUUAUUAUUAUUAAUAUUAUUAUUUAUCAUUAUUAUAUUACUAUUAUUAUUAUUACUAAUAUUAAAUUAUUAUUAUUAUUAUUAUUUAUAAAUUAUUAUUAAUAUUUAUCAUAAUUACGUUACUAUUAUUAUUAUUAUUAUUAUGAGAUAUUGAGACACUAGUUUUUGCAGUGUAAAUUUAAUAUAUUUUCAAAAAUAUUUUGAAAUUUUUUUUUUUUUUUAAACUUGUCAAAAGAGACAUAUAAAUAAAUAUAUAUUGGUACAACUCUAUAAAGAAAGUGUAGCGUGGUUAUUAUACACCUGAGGAAUGUGCUCAAAAUACUGUAUUAAAGAGAAAAAAAAAAAAGUCUACUAAAGGAAUCAUCAACGUUUUGAAUGCAAAAUUACUCUUUAUAAAACGAAUGAAAGAAUUAUUAUGAAUUAUUCAAAUAUUGUAUAAUUAACUAUCAUCAUCCUCUCUUAUCUAAUACCUAUAUACUUUUAAUGUCUAAUCUCUCUUUACAAUCCAGCAUGACACUUUAUACUCUUUCUAUUUGAUGUUAUGCGAAAUUCUCUAUUAACUUUUUACUACUUAAAAAAAAAAAGAAAAAAUUAUUAUUAAUAGCGCAAUGUCAAUGUUAUUAUCAUCUCUCUGUGUCAGCUCUAAAUCAGUUAACGUUCGUUUUAGCACUAAAUCAAAAAAAAAAAUAAUAAUAAUAAUAACAAAAUACAAACGUUGUUAAAAAUAUAAUACGUAAACAUAUUUUUUAAUCCUUUUUUCUUUAAAAAAAAAAAAAAAUAAUUGUUAUAACGAUCUCUGAAACUAGCCAGUCUGAUGAUUAAUCGAUUAUAAUAACGAAAGCGCCUCUAUGAUCAUUUGGAGGAACUAGAAAACACUUUUAUUUAAUAAAAACUUAUUUGAUUUUACUUUUAACUAGAAAAAUUAUUUUGUAAUUUUUAUUAAAAAUUACUAAUAAAUUCUAUACGUUAAAUUAUAUAUAUCAAUGAAAAUAAUUUAAUUAAAAUUAUAAAGAAAAAUAUGUUUUAAAUAACAGGAAUUUAUUACCAAAAAAAGCAUAUAAAUAAUUCUUGAAGAAUUUUUUUUAUUAGUAACAAUAAUAAAUAUUACUUUACAAUUUGAAAAAAACGAGAUGGCUAUACAUUUGUCUGCUCAACUAGAUUUUAUCUUAAAAAAAAAUGUUCGUAUACAAUUUAGAUCCUAUUUCUAAUCAAAAUAUCUAAUUAUCUUGCUCAAAAAAAAAAAAAAAAACGAGAAUCUGCUAAGUCUAUUUAAUGAACUUUCAUCCUAAUCUAAUGAAAUCGCUCAAAAAAUAAUAAAAAAAAAAAAAAUUGAUGUCAUAAGCAAAUAUGGACAAUACACAGCGACUUUGCUAUUUUGUUAACCUUCAUGUUCUGAUCUAGAGUUGAUAUAGAGUAUUUGCUACUAUACUUUUUAAACUUAAGAUUCACACGUCACAAUCAAGCUCUACAUCUCUCAGAAUUUUUUGUUUCUUUUUUUUCACAAAUUCAAAUGUGGCCUAAAUAUAUUUUUUUUUUCAAAAUAAAUAUCAUUUUUCUCUGAAAGUAGAUUGUAAAGCUUGAUUUUAAUCGAAGAGUCAAUUUCAAAAGAUGUGGUAGAGUUGCCAAUUCUUUUAAGAAAAAGAAAAAGAAAAAAAAAAAAACUAGAAAAUUAUUUCAACGACAUGUCAACGACUAUUUUGGAGGCCACAAAAACCCCAAGAGAGCUACUCAACCACAUCAGGUCCGAUUUUUUUUUUUUUUUUUUUUGUUUCCUUUCCAAGAAUCUUGUAGGGAAGAAAAAGGACCUUUGGGGGAGUCACUUUAAAAAAAAGAAACCAUUGCAAUUUUGUAAAUAUUUAAGUGUAAUUUAAUAAAAGAAUGUUAAACUGUGAAUUCAGCAUUAUGGUUUCAACCAGAUUCGAUAAAUUAAAACGAUACAUCGAUCGAGAUUUGGAGCUAGCGCCAUCUGCGAGAAAUUAGUUGAACUAUAAACCACUUUUAGAAAAAGAAA